AGAUUUCCUAUCCUAACUAUACAAGUUCCUUAUUUGCUGUGACAAAUCUCUCUGUGCGAAGAAACCAGUUCCAGCCAAUAAAGAAAGACUCCGCCUCAUCAGUGCAAAGUCGCCGUUUUUGAAACUCGCUUUACUGGCGUACUGAAGAAGAAUCUGUACAUCAGAAGUGUGUCUGGUUCAUACGAACCAGCAGUGCCCUGAAGGCUGCGUGGCUUCCUGCUUCGAAACGACAGAGGUGCCUUCCAGCACUUUGUCAGGGAAAGCCUUCCCACCAAACUCCAUUUAAAAGGACUGUCACCUGGGUGGUGUGAGCGGCUCCAGGUUUUUCUUCUCCUGAGAUUCUGAGUGCCACUAUGGCCAGCUGUGAGACCUCCCCCAGCGUGACGGUGUGUAAGCCAGAUGUGUCUUUGGAUGGGGAGGUGAACACCCACCCACCCAAACUAGACAUCUUGGCAGAGGAGCAGAGGCCUGAUGCCCCUCAUAGGGGGGAGCCAGUGGUGGAAAUUGACUCUGGAGGAGGGCAGGAUUUGUCUGUGAGGAGUGGCGUUUUAAAUUUGCCUUCUGCCGCUCUGAAGAGCAGGGCGGAUAUACAACACGAGAUUCAAGUCGGCCGUGCUAACCUGAGGACCUUCCUCACUCCUUCUUUCAAAAGCCUGGCGUUUCUGUCCCCUAUACCAGAGAUAUCUCCCUCCGUUCGGGAAGCGGUACACGGCAAAGCGCAGGAGGAGAUCUGCGCCAGUGUGAUGGAUGAAAUCCAGCGGUGCUCUUACAGGACGGCCCUGCAGCCACUGGAAGGCGGCGGAAACUUUUUUGGGAAAAGCUUGAACGACAGAGACUUCAGCAUGAUCGAGGCCGAGUCCAUACCCAACCUGUGCUGCAUGGACGACACGAUGGAGGCGUCUUACAUGCAGCUGGACGGGGAGGCCGCCAGCAAGCUGCCGUUCAGAGUGCCCCUCUUGGUCAGCCUCGGGAAGCUGAACGGAGGGGUGGAGGAGGGCACAGGGGGAGAGGAUGGUGCCAAGGCGGCGGCGGAGCGUCACAGUGCCAGCCCUCGCUGCAACUCCCGGAAGAGCCUCGCCCCCCGCAUUCUGGAGCAGGUGCAGCUGCAGCUGCUCGGCAGCCCCGGCAGCGCGGGCCGCUCCGGUUCUUCAGCGCUCAACGGCACGUACAACCUCUCUCACUGCCAGGGGAGCGCCGGGGGGCCGGGCGCGCUGGAGGUCCAGGCCGGGAACGUCACGGUGGAGGUGGCGUCAGGGGUGGGCCCAGCCGCGAAAGACGUCUCCUCGACCCAGGCCAGCACCAACAACACGCUCGUGCUCCGUUCAGGCACUACUCUGACUGGAUCUGAUCUGACUGUUGAUAUUACAGAAAACGAUGCGGUUGGGGUUAUCGGCCUGCUGAGGGACGAUUCGAAAGACGCCCUGGAGAUGCCGUCAGGUGAGAUCUUGACCAGGCCCAAUUUGACUAUCGACAUUGCGGAGCUGAGUGCUGUUGGAGCCUGUCUGGAGAACAGCAGAAAGAGUCUGGGGUCGAAGAACGGCACUUUUGAGGUUCAUCCGGACUCUGCACACAAGCCUGUCGCGGCAGCCAACCGGACCGUGAAUCUGACCGUGGACCUGACCCCGCCGAACGUCCCCGGUUCCGUGACGGGAUCGGCGGAAAAGAGGGCGGGGUCUCAGAACGUUACCGUCGAACUUCAGCCGGGCCGCUUGAGCGAGCCCGCGGUGGGGGUCAACUUCACGUUCGACAAAUCAAAGCAGCUGGACUCGGAGGAUGACCCGGCUGGAGUCUGUGCUGCGGAAGUGGGGGCAGAAGGGCCCCUGGGGUCCUUCUCUCAGGUGGGAGCGUCUGCCGGUAACCGCAGCCCUGGCCUGGACGUGGAGGACAGUGCCGGCUGCAGCCUGUGGAGCCUCGACUCCUCGCUGGACAGUAAGGCCAACUUUUUGAUCACCUCAACCCCGCUGGUCUUGCCCAAAGUCUUCAGCUUUCCCGCUAAAGCCAAUCCUUCCGACACAUGCAAAAGGCUCUCUCUGGUCAACCACAGUGAAGCCUGUUCUGAAGGGAACCCCUUCUGCAUGAGCAGUGAUGGGAAUGAUAGCCUAGCGUCUGUCCAGGCUGACCAGCCCCCUCCUGCCAAGGCUAAGCCACCCACCAAGUCCCUCACUAGACCGACCGGUCUGCCUUUAAAAUGUGAUGUCAAAGCUCCACCGCCAAACAGGAAAUCGCUGGCCUGGCCCUCGGGCAUUCCCAACCCCAAGUCCCUGCACCCCCUGCCCAGGCCCUCCUCUUCCCGUUUGUCUUUGGCCCCUCCCCCAAAGACGCUGGCGGGGCCCCAGGCUCCGGGGCCCCAGGCUCCGGGGCCCAGUUCCUUCCUGUCCUCUACUCUGAGCAGGAUUGGCAAGAAGACCGGGGGAGCCCUGAGGAACGUGGCAGCAUCCGGCUCUCUGGAGGCUUCUGUUGGUUCUACAACUAGCCGCAAACGCCAUCCAGUGUCUGAAAAUAAGCAUCCGGUCUCAGGCCUGCAGAAGCCUCGAACCUCAGGCCAGCCGUCGUCCUCUGGUCCCUCCCUGCUUGCUCUCAGGCCCACCGGGCAGACGGUGACCAGGCUCCAGGCCCAGAGAGCAGGUGUGUCUGCGAUGUCCCUUCCGACAGAAGCGAAGGGAACCGGCACCCUGCUUCCCCCCUCCUCCCUGAAGCAGCCACGGGGGACCACCGAGGACACUCUGCCUCUCUCCAAAAGGAAGAAAGUCGAUGCCCUGGCUCAUGCAACAAGCAGCGAGGCUCCAGGGAGUUCUGCAGGAAGCCAGCCGGGCCUCAGGAGACCAGCCACUCGCCUGAGAGGCCCCCAGUCAAAGCUGCAGAAUUUGGGAGGGGGUCAGAUAUCUGGAGCUUUGAUAACAAAGAAAUCUGGCCCUACGGCCCCUUUGCAUCCUGAAGUACAGCCAGCCCAAGAUGCCCCUCCCACAGCCGUGAGUGGGCCUUGUGAGGAUGACCCUGGACUGGCCAAUCGGGGUGCAGGAACACCGGGAGCAGACUGCGAAAACUGUGAAAAGUACAGACAAGAAAUUGCAAGGCUGCGAGCAGAGCUUGAGGAACGCGACCAGAGGAACGCCUAGAGGAGCAACUGCUGCCUCACUGUGGUAGCAAGGAGUGCGUGAUCUGCCAAAAGAAGAAUUUAUUGUGUAUUUUUUUUUGUUUUAAACUAUUACAAUAUUUUGAAUUCUACUCAAUAAAACGUCUGUUAAGUCUGGAAUCCUUUUCACAGCAGUAGUUGUGUGGGUUUAGGUCAGUGGACAUGUGACCACUGCUGGCAUGCACUGUGGAUGUGAGUGGGGGAAACGGGCACAGAAGAAUUUGCUGGCGGUUAGUUCUGUGAAUCUGGGCAGGCUGUGCUGUGACUGAGGCUGUGGGGAGAAUUCCUGUGUGUCUAAGCUUUUCUAUAAAGCCAGCACGUGCUCUUUCUCCUUCUCUUUCUCUCCCUCUCCUCUUCUCAUGUGCGUGCUCACUCUUCCUCACACCCUCUUCUUCCCUCACUCACCAGCUCAUUCUCUCACAUUCCCUGAUCUGAUUUGUGCUCCAUGUAGGAAAUGACUGAAAUGCAGGACUACUCUAACAUUAGUUAUGUUUCAAGGAGUACCCCCUGAAAGUGGUGUUUCUAUUCACAAGAAGGGCAAACGGGCAAACAUAAUGCAGGUGCAUGAAGUAACGUCACCGUAUGAAAGCAAACUAGCUAGCUAAGCUAAAUGAAUAUAACCAGAAAUAGUCUAAUAGUCCUUAAUUUAAGUGGUUUAAGGCAGUAAUUUAAGUGAACCUGACGUUAUUCAAAUAUUUGUAUUCCAGGAGUACCUGUUGAAAGUGCUAUUCUUUUGAAUAGAAACGGCAGGUGCAUGAAGUUUGUGUCCUGUAAAACUCCAGUACUGGAGAUCUGUAUGGUUUUGUGGUUUCCUCCAUAUUGGAAGCUGCUGUGCAGCCAUUCAGAGAUUUUCAAAUCGAGCACUGUGCCUAAUUGCACUCGGUUUUGCAGCUCUCCAGACUUUGCAUUUCAGACCCCUGCUUCAGGAAGGGCUCAACAGUGUGUCCUUGGCCACUGGCUUCUCUUCAUUUAAGAGAAAAGGCUGCUAUCGUCACAAGAGGCAUAACCGGAUUAAACCAGAUUUUCAUAGAAACCUGCUGAUGAGUUGAUCUGAACUUUCAUUUAUUGCCAAGUUUUCACUAAUCUUUUCAUUGAAGUAUUUACGAUACUGCAUCGAUUAUUCUACCAUGGGUUUCACUGUAGUCACUUCUCAUGUGUGGAGAAGCCUUGUAUAAACCAGUCAUUUCUUAUUUCCAAUGUUAAAUUUUUACUCAUUACAUUGGCAGUCCAACUGUCUUAAAGGAGUAACAUGGUGGUUGGACACAAUAUGCGAUUUACACAAGAGGCCAUCGGGGGAAAAAAAAUGUGUCCGUUCUUUAGUUUUGGUGAAGUGAGCGUUUUAGAUUUAUCGUCGUAUUUUCAGCUGGUUGAGAGUGUUCUCCUUGUAGUGUGUCACAUGAGCAUGACCACUUCCCUAUCCAUGCAGUUUUUAGCAAACAUUAUUGUUUUAUUGUUGCCUAAAGAUGACUGGCCAGUGUCACAUUCAACCACCAUGUUACACCAUGUCAUGUUUUCACUUGUGGAUAUUCCAGAUUGGUUCCCAACCUGGUUUUUGAUCCAACCAGAGUUGCAAUUCCAUCAUUUUAACAUGCUGUUAACCUUUCUUAAUUAGGUGCUUUUCAUGUUUUGAGGAAAUAUUUACCCUAUUAAGCCAUGUUAUGUUAGAAACGGCUGACACUGCACUUGUGUGCUGGAGUACAGAGCCAAAACACCAUACAUUCUGUAACUGCCAAAAUACGCCCUGCACUGUAAUUCUCAACAAUACACUCACUUUAGGUAAACAUUUUAUUCUUGUCAAAUUCCAAUGGAUUUUGCAGUGAAACUGCAAUGACAUGUCAAACCAUCAUUUAGCUUUCUCUGAUAUGGACUUGAAAGUGGGGUGAUCCAUCACAAUAAAACACCUGGUAAAUA
Conger conger (European conger) is the source of this 5044-nucleotide messenger RNA. RefSeq lists its product as uncharacterized. The record is from RefSeq and is a predicted model, not a curated record. Bases 354 to 3116 code for a protein of 920 amino acids. The transcript has 12 exons. Lineage: Eukaryota; Metazoa; Chordata; Actinopteri; Anguilliformes; Congridae.